AUGUCCCUGAGGACCGAAGCACCGAGGGUGUGGCCAUGUGCCCGCGUCAGCGUGGUCGCCCCAGGUCCGGUCGAGACGGAUCGCUGGUAUGAUGAAUGCAAGCUCAACCCCGACCAACGCUAUCUCGAGGCGCAAGCAACGACUGCUCUGUAUGAGCCUAUUCCGGUCAAGGCGGUUGCAAUGACGAUUAUGUCACUCGCAAGCCACAAUUUUAGCAGCCAUGUCCACGGCCAAGUAGUAAAUGUGGAUGGUGGUAAGCAAGGCAAGGUCAUGCGGACGAAGGAGGAGGUAGCAUGA
Parastagonospora nodorum SN15 is the source of this 297-nucleotide messenger RNA. RefSeq lists its product as hypothetical. The coding region runs from base 1 to 297 and encodes 98 amino acids. The transcript is spliced from 2 exons. The record is from RefSeq and is a predicted model, not a curated record. NCBI's taxonomy places the organism in Eukaryota, Fungi, Ascomycota, Dothideomycetes, Pleosporales, Phaeosphaeriaceae.